Messenger RNA from Naegleria fowleri, 1635 nucleotides. RefSeq lists its product as uncharacterized. Gene Ontology annotation, biological process: regulation of peptide transport. The transcript has 2 exons. Lineage: Eukaryota; Heterolobosea; Eutetramitea; Acrasida; Naegleriidae. The record is from RefSeq and is a predicted model, not a curated record. The coding region runs from base 1 to 1635 and encodes 544 amino acids.
AUGAAUCAUCAACACCACCAUGAUGAACCAAUCACCUCAACUGUUUCAGAACUCAAUCAAGGCAGACAUCAUUCAUCCAUCUCUCCUUCCUUCCAUAACAACAAUGCAAAUUCGCAUCAUGAUGAAACCAACUCUCCUAACAUGAAUUUGGCUGCUUCUUUAUCGGUAGCAUCCUCGGGAUCUCCUCUACUCAUGUCCUCUUCAUCUGCACCUGAAGGAUCCUCCUCCCCCAACAACAACAACAAACAUCAAAUAAGGAGCACCUUCAUGAAAAGCCUUUUCAGAAAACUUCUCGGAAUUUUCUGCAUUGUAUCUGUUGUGAUUUUGUGGGUUCUCGGAGGAGUAGUCAUUCAAUUCAUUUACGGAAAUAUGAAUUAUGAUAAGCCUUUCUUUGUUACAUAUGUGAGCACGAACUUAUUUUCCAUCUACUUGUUGGGAUUUGUAUUUAUUGGAUCAUGGAGGAGGCCUUUGGUGAGAGGAUUGAAAUGGCUAUUGAAAGGAUUUAUACUUUUGGUGUUGCCUUCAACAGUUUUGAACUAUUUAGGAAUUGUGAAAUAUUCGAGAGAGGAUCGAGAAGAUGGCUCAAGUAGUAGAAUAGUCAUGAGAAGGGUGAAUGGAUAUCAAAAGGUGGAACCUAGCAGUACGAGUUUAGAUUCAAAGGAGUCACUCAGUGCAACAUCUCUCGGAAUAAUUAAUUAUGAAAAUGAAAACAACAAUACAAGAUCAGAAGAGGAAAAUGUUGAAGAAAACGUUACUCGAGAGGAUGCUCUGAAACAAGAGAGCUCACAACUUGAGAGGAACGCUCAACUUCAGAAAUAUCAUGACGUGAACGUUGGAAAAACAUUCAGAUUGGCUGUAGUAGUGACAUUCUUUUGGUUCUUUUCAAACACAGCAUAUAAUUAUGCUCUCUCCUAUACAAGUGUUGCGAGUGAUACUAUCAUAUCUAAUACAUCAUGUCUAUUCACAUUUAUCUUUGGAUUAUUAAUUGGAGUUGAAAAGAAUUUUAGUAUCAUUCGAUUUUUUGCAAUUCUUGUCACACUUUCAGGAGUUGUUCUUGUGACCUUUUCCGAUGCAAGUCAUAAUGGAUCUGGAGCGAAAAAAGAUACUGUUCUUGGAAAUAUGCUAAGCUUACUUGCAGCCGUAGGAUAUGGAGUUUAUAGCUCACUUUUGAAAAAAUAUGAAGAAGGAGUUUCUAUGGCAAUGAUGUUCGGUUUUGUUGGAAUUUUGAAUUUAAUUUUUAAUUGGCCAAUUUUAUUUAUUUUGUGGGGAACGUCUGUUGAAAUUUUUCAAGCACCUUCAUGGAAAGUCUUCAUAGCAAUGGUUUUGAAUAGUUUAAUAUCGGCCGUGUUUAGCGACUUGCUGUGGGCAUUGGCUGUUGUUUUGACUUCACCUGUAGUUGCAACUGUCGGUCUCACUCUCACAAUUCCAUUUGCAAUCAUUUGUGACAUGAUUUUCAAGAGCGAUUUUUCUGCCUUCAAUAUUAUGUAUGCAAUGGGCACAAUAUGCGUGUUGAUCGGAUUUAUUUCAGUGAAUAUUUCGUAUUACCUACCGAAACGUAUUGCCAAGUUUGAUCAGCCUUAUUUCUGUAGCGUUCCGUUUCUGAUCGAGAAGUUUAAAAAUUGGGGUAAGAAUUAA